CGUGAGUCUGCCGGCUAUCUCAGCUCUUUCACACACUCUCAACUAACUCUGUGUUGAACCCCCGUUACCGGGCAAUGUUGGAUCUACCAAACCUAACUCUAUACUAUUCACCUACACAGAAGACAGCAGACUUGAUCAGUUCACUUCCUGCGACACGUGGUCUUUCACUAUCCCACUGGUUACGGCCCCUAGAAUGAAAAAACUGUGAUUUUGGCCUCAAUUGUGAAGAUCCAUCCAUCUGUCCAGCACUUCUCUCCAUUCCUGACCUCCCCCUCUUCCCCCCUCAUCCUGCACAGCUCAUGACAUCAGUGCAGCCAACAUGGCAUUCUCAUCACGCUUUUCCUUCUGGGAGCAAAAGGUCAAAGAAGAGGUCAGACCACCAGGCUCCAAGACUUCAAACCAGGGUUCAGACAGCGACAGUGGCAGUAUGAGUAUCCGCUCCCAGUCCGUGCCUAGUCUGGAGCCUGGCAGGGGCCUACUCUGCAGUAAAAGCCCUGAGCCGGCCAAGACACCACCCGGGGUCAGAGUCAGGAGUCCCUCACCACCCAGGGUACGCAGGGAUGUAAAGGUCCCUGAACGCUUCAAAAGUCCAGUGCCUCCGAUCCAGAUGCCAGCACAACGCUUCAGGAGCCCUGACCCACUCAGAGCUUCCAUGAUUAGCCCUGAGCCUGUGCUGAACGGGAACAGCAAGCCCAACGGAUCCGUUAAUGGAAGUGCUGUCAAUGGAAGCUCUGCCAACGGCAGUGCCAACCAGCCAGACCUGGACAACGAUGAUCAGAGCCUUACCCGCAAGAAGGUAGUGAAGGUGGUACGUCGAGUGGUGAGGAAGGUACUACCUGCAGAAGAGGAGUAUGCUCCAGCUCCUGAGCCUACCAAACCUGCCCCUGAACCUCCUAAAUUGGUGCUAUCACAAGUGCUAAGAUCUGUGCCCAAGGUCCCAAAGGUUCCACUGUUCUCUUUCAAGCACGACACCAUCAAGACAGAGGAGAAGGACAAUAUAUCAGCUGGGCUGGCCAGCCUCAUGGUCCGCGGGAGGACCAGGGACCGCCCUCGCACACGCAAAGAUGGGCCACCUGAAAAAAAACAGGUGGAAGCGGGGGAAAGAGAGGAAAAAGAAAGUCCAAAGUUGGUUGAUAUUAAAUCUAGCCCUAAAGUCGUCCCAGUUUCAAAACCGGAAGAUAAGACUCCCGUGUUGGCGGCACCUGCCAAAGUUCCUCCUACUGCUUCUACUUUGACCUUGGUUCCCUCCAAGUCUGCACCCGCAGGCUUCAUCCCUGCCUCAAAGCCUUCCUCGCUCUCCCCUCCCGCAGGUUUCAUUCUACCACCAAAAUCAGCCUCCCUUAGCCCACCUGAUGGGUUUGUACCAGCACCAAAAUCAGCCCCCCUUUGCCCACCAAAUGGGUUUGUACCAGCACCAAAAUCUACCCCUCUUUCCCCUCCAGCAGGGUUUGCACCAGCCCCAAAAUAUACUGCUGUUACUCCUUCAGCUAUCACUGUAGCUCCCAAAUCCUCUCCAGCCAUUCACCCGCCAUGCUUCGUCCCACCACUAAAAUCGACCCAUAUGUCCUCACCUGCCGGGUUCAUACCAGUCCCAAAAUAUAUACCCCUUUCCCCAUCUGCUGGUUUUGUCCCCUCUUAUAAAUCCUCCCCUGUCACUCCCCCUUCAGCAUCCGUUCCCACCUCCAAGUCCUCCUCCAGUACUUCCGCUGCAGGGUUCGUCCCAGACCCCAAGGCCUCGCUUCUCUACCCUAACCCUCCCAAGUCCUCGGCUCUCUCCCCUCCUCCUGCGGUCAUCACUCCCAAGGCGAGUACCCUCUCUCCACCACCAGAGUUCAUCCUGCCCCCCAGACAGCCAACCGUGAAGAAGCCUGAGGUGAAGGCUUUGGCAGCCUCUCCCCUGUCCUCUGUUCCCAUUGAGAAGGCUUCACCGCAGAACAAUUCAUCAACCAUUACCCCAAACAUUACCCAAAAGGAGGUUCCACUCAGUCCCACUGAAGAGGCUCAUAGACGCCUGGAGAGGAUCUUCACUGCGCCUCUGGAGCCGGUGGUUCGUGCCUCAACUCCGCUCCUUUCUCCGGCCCCAACCCCCCCUCAGGGACAGGUGGACGAGGACCCCGUGGCCAUCCUUCAGGCGUCUCACGCCGCUGCCCAACAAUCCAAGGUGAAGACAGAGGAGCAGAUAGCCACAGAGCAGGCAUGGUACGGCUCAGAGAAGGUCUGGCUGGUCCACAAGGAUGGUUUCUCCCUGGCCACACUGCUGAAGACUGAGUUGGGCUCCCUGCCGGAGGGGAAGGUGAAGAUCAAACUGGAACAUGACGGGACAAUCCUGGACGUAGAUGAGGAUGACGUGGAGAAGGCGAACCCCCCGUCAUUUGACCGCUCUGAGGACCUGGCCUCGCUGCAGUACCUCAAUGAGUCCAGUGUGAUGCACUCCCUGCGGCAGCGUUACGGGGGAAACCUCAUCCACACACACGCCGGGCCCAACAUGGUCAUCAUCAAUCCCCUCAGCGCUCCCUCCAUGUACUCAGAGAAGGUGAUGCACAUGUUUAAGGGGUGCAGGCGAGAGGACACGGCACCUCACAUCUACGCGGUGGCUCAGUCGGCCUACAGGAACCUGUUGACCACGCGUCAGGAUCAGUCCAUCGUGCUGCUGGGGAAGAGCGGUAGCGGCAAGACCACCAACUGUCAACACCUGGUCCAGUAUCUGGUCUCCAUCGCUGGCAGCACCGGAAAGAUCUUCUCUGGAGAGAAGUGGCAGGCAGUAUACACCAUCCUGGAAGCAUUUGGGAACAGCUCCACCUCCAUGAACACCAACGCCAGCCGCUUCUCUCAGAUUGUCUCUCUGGACUUCGACCAGGCUGGCCAGGUGGCCUCAGCAUCCAUACAGACCAUGCUGCUUGAGAAGCUGAGAGUGACCAAACGGCCGGAGACUGAGUCCACCUUCAACGUCUUCUACUACAUGAUGUCCGGAGCUGACAGCACUCUCAGAACGGAGCUGCACUUUAACCACUUUGCAGAGAACAGCGCAUUUGGAAUUGUGCCUCAGUCUAAACCGGAGGACAAACAGAAGUCAUCUCAGCAGUUCACCAAGCUGCAGGCAGCCAUGAAGGUGCUGGGCAUCUCAGUGGAGGAGCAGAGGGCUCUGUGGCUCAUCCUGGGGGCCAUCUACCACCUGGGGGCAGCAGGGGCUACCAAAGAGGCUGGCGAAGCUGGCCGUAAGCAGUUUGCCCGUCAUGAGUGGGCCCAGAAGGCAGCCUACCUGCUGGGCUGCACCCUGGAGGAGCUCUCCUCUUCCAUCUUUAAGCACCAGGCCAAGGGGCCCAUGCAGAGGUCCACCUCCUUCCGUGGGGGGCCCGACGAGGCCGGCGCAGGAGACAGCUCAGGCUCUAAGAUCACAGCCCUGGAUUGUUUGGAGGCCAUGGCUUCAGGCCUGUACUCAGAGCUCUUCACCCUCGUUAUCUCCCUUGUCAACAGAGCUCUGAAGUCCAGUCAGCACUCACUGUGCUCUCUGCUCAUCGUGGACACACCGGGUUUCCAGAACCCUCGUAUGGCCAAGCGGCAGCGUGGUGCCACCUUCGAGGAGCUGUGCCACAACUACGCCCAGGAGCGCCUGCAGACUCUGUUCCACGAACGCACCUUUGUACAGGAGCUGGAGAGAUAUAAGGAGGAAAACAUAGAGCUUGCAUUAGAUGACAUAGAGUCCAGUACCUCAAUGUCUGUAGCAGCUAUAGACCAAGCAUCUACUCAAGCGCUGGUACGCACCCUGGCGAGGACAGAUGAGGCUCGGGGUCUGCUGUGGCUGAUGGAGGAGGAGGCUGUGCAGCCAGGGGGCUCUGAGGACACUCUGCUGGAGAGACUCUUCAGUUACUACGGCCCUGACCAGGGGGACAACAAAGGACACGCCCUGCUCCUGAAGAGCGACAAGCCGCAUCACUUCCUGUUGGGCCACAGCCACGGGACGGACUGGGUGGAGUACGAUGCUCAGGGUUGGCUGAGCCACGCCAAGCAGAACCCCGCCUCCCAGAAUGCUGCCACUCUGCUGCAGGACUCACAGAAGAAGAACAUCAGCAGUCUGUUCUCUAGUCGUAGUGGAGGGCCCACAGUGCUGUCUGGCUCUAUCGCAGGGUUGGAGGGGGGAUCUCAGCUGGCCCUCCGCAGAGCCACUAGCAUGAGGAAGACCUUCACAACCGGCAUGGCUGCCGUGAAGAAGAAGAGCCUCUGCAUCCAGAUCAAACUGCAAGUGGAUGCUCUGCUGGACACAGUACGCAGGUCCAGAGUUCACUUUGUCCACUGCCUACUGCCCAAGGCAGAUGCGGUGGGGGUGGGUGGGGAGCCGCGCGUGGCCCACGGAGAAAGCUGCGACUCAGGCCUCAUGCAGCUGGAUGUGGGCCUUCUGAGGGCUCAGCUCCGUGGAUCGAAGCUUAUUGACGCGCUGCGCAUCUACAGGCAAGGAUACCCUGAUCACAUGGUGUUCUCUGAAUUCCGUCGCCGCUUCGAUGUGUUGGCACCCCACCUGACCAAAAAGCACGGGCGCCACUACAUCGUCACAGACGAGAAGCGGGCUGUGGAGGAGCUGUUGGAGUCUCUGGACUUGGAGAAGAGCAGUUACCACAUGGGCCUGAGCAGGGUGUUCUUCAGAGCUGGGACCCUGGCCAAACUGGAGGAGCAGAGGGACGUCCAGACCAGACGCAACAUCACCAUGUUCCAGGCUGCCUGCAGAGGAUACCUGGCCAGACAGGCCUUCAAGAAGAGGAAGAUCCAGGACCUGGCUAUCCGCUGCAUCCAGAAGAACAUCAAGAAGAACAAGGGAGUGAAGGGCUGGGCCUGGUGGAAGGUGUUCACCACAGUACGCCCCCUUAUAGAGGUCCAGCUCACAGAGGAGCAGAUACGUGGCAAAGACGAGGAGAUCCAGCAGCUGAAAGGGAGGCUGGAGAAGGUGGAGAAGGAGAGGAACGAGCUGAGACUCAACAGUGACCGCCUGGAGAGCCGGAUCACAGAGCUGUCGUCGGAGCUGGCAGACGAGAGGAACACAGGAGAGUCGGCCUCUCAGCUGCUGGAGUCUGAGACCUCAGAGAGACUGAGACUGGAGAAAGACAUGAAGGACCUGCAGACUAAGUUUGACUCGAUGAAGAAGUCUAUGGACUCUAUGGAGAUGGAGGUGAUGGAGACCAGACUCCUCAGAGCCUCCGAGCUCAACGGAGAGAUGGACGACGACGACACAGGGGGAGAGUGGAGACUGAAGUAUGAGAGAGCCAUCAGAGAGAUCGAGUUCACCAAGAAGAGGCUCCAGCAGGAGUUUGAUGACAAGCUGGAGAUUGAGCAGCAAAACAAACGACAGCUGGAGAGGAGGCUAAGUGACCUCCAGGCAGACAGUGAAGAGGUGCAGCGUACGGCCCAGCAGCUGAAGAAGAAGUGUCAGAGAUUGACGGCUGAGCUACAGGACACCAAGCUACACCUGGAAGGCCAGCAGAGCCGCAACCAUGACCUGGAGAAGAAACAGAGGAAGUUUGACUCCGAGCAGAACCUGUCUCAGGAGGAGGUUCAGAGGGAGAAGAAUAUUAGAGAGAUGCUGAGCAGAGAGAAGGACAUGCUGACUGGAGAGGUGUUUAGCCUACGACAGCAACUGCAGGAUAAGGACCUGGAGAUGUGUGCGCAGAAUGUGAAGUUAGAACAGCUGGAGGCGGAGCUGCUGGAUCUGUCGUCCCAGGAGACCAAGGAUGAGGCGUCGCUGUCCAAGGUGAAGAAGACGAUGCGUGACCUGGAGGCCAAGGUCAAAGACCAGGAAGAGGAGCUGGAUGAACAGGCCGGAACUAUACAGAUGCUGGAGCAGGCUAAGCUGCGUCUGGAGAUGGAGACAGAGAGACUGCGCCAGACACACUCCAAGGAGAUUGAGAGUAAAGAUGAGGAGGUGGAGGAGAUCAGACAGUCCUGCAGUAAGAAGCUGAAGCAGAUAGAAGUCCAGCUGGAGGAGGAGUAUAAUGACAAACAGAAGGUCCUACGUGAGAGGAGAGAACUGGAGACCAAGCUGCUGUCUGCCCAGGACCAGGUGAACCCCAGAGACGUGGAGACAGAGAAGAGGCUGAGGAAGGAUCUGAAGCGCACCAAGGCCCUGCUGGCCGACGCCCAGAUCAUGCUGGACCACAUGAAGAACAACGCCCCCAGCAAGAGAGAGAUUGCCCAGCUCAAAAACCAGCUGGAGGAGUCAGAGUUCACUUGCGCGGCAGCAGUGAAGGCCCGUAAAUCUAUGGAGGUGGAGAUUGAGGACUUGCAUGUGCAGAUGGACGACAUCUCCAAAGCCAAACAGGCUCUGGAGGAGCAGUUGAGCAGGCUGCAGAGAGAGAAGAAUGAUCUGCAGUCUCGUAUGGAGGAGGACCAGGAGGAUAUGAACGAGCUCAUGAAGAAGCACAAGUCAGCUGUCUCCCAGUCAACUCAGAACCUAGCCCAGAUCUCUGACCUACAAGCCCAGCUGGAGGAGGCCCUCAAGCAGAAGCAGGAUGUCCAGGAGAAGCUCUCGGCACUGCAAAGCCAGCUGGAGUUCCAGGAGACUUCUAUGGUGGAGAAGUCUCUGGUCAGCAGGCAGGAGGCCAAGAUCCGAGAGAUGGAGACCAAGAUGGAAUUUGAGAAGACGCAGGUCAAACGCUUGGAGAGCCUGGUGGCCCGUCUGAAGGAGAACCUUGAGAAGCUAACAGAGGAGCGGGAUCACCGCAGCACCAGCGAGACCCGGGAGAAGGAGCAGAACAAGCGGCUCCAGAGACAGAUCAGAGAUAUCAAGGAGGAGAUGGGAGAGCUGGCCAAGAAGGAGGGAGAGGCCAGCCGCAAGAAACAUGAGCUGGAAAUGGAUAUUGAAAGCUUGGAGGCAGCCAAUCAGAGCCUGCAGGCGGACCUUAAACUAGCCUUCAAGAGGAUUGGUGACCUCCAGGCUGCCAUCGAAGAUGAGAUGGAGAGUGACGACAAUGAGGACCUCAUCAACAGUUUACAAGACAUGGUGACAAAGUAUCAGAAAAGAAGGAACAAAACUGAGGGAGACUCAUCUGACUCGGAGGUGGAAGACCGUGUGGACGGGGUCAAGUCCUGGCUGUCCAAAAACAAAGGCUCGACCAAGAACCUCUCAGAUGACGGCAGCCUCAAGAGCGCCAGUCCUCCUAGCCGAAGACGGUUCUGCUUUGACAAAUCUGACGAAGAAGAGGAAGAAAAAAAAGAAGGUGGUGUGUCCCGAGGGUCCUACCGCUCCAGAAACACACGGGGCAGCUACCUGAACAACAGUGACAGCGAAGACAAGCCCUCUGAGACAACAUAGUUCACACACCAGCCAACAAACCAUGCAUGUUGAGAGGGCCCCUGUGGUGCUGUCAUCACACACAACCACUCUACUGUUCUUCUAACUCUGCAACAUGGCAAUGAUACUAUACACUAUCAUUAUUAUUCUACUGUUACAAAGCAGCUUGCAUUGCUAAGGUCUAGAGAAGUACGUCAGUGUACAGUACACAACACUAAUGGUUUCUCUCACUCUCCACUGGGCCAACCAUCUCUUAGUGUAUUUCACCAGUCACAUGUGACAAUGUCUCCAUCUUGGAUCUGGCCCCUCCAGUUGAACAGCACCUCCAUUAAUAAUAUCUUGUCUCUCCUGUCUCUGCUGGCUGCAUGAGGACAGCUGCUGCUUGGCUGGCACCAUCGUCUCCUACUUCCUAGACUCUGUCAUCGUCAUCAUGGUUGUAACUAAGCCAAAGAACUAGCUGUGUUCCCUUGUGUUUUAUCACUGCAUCGGGGGACCAGAAAGAAAAAAAAUCUAACAAAAAAAAGACGAAGGAAAUAAGUACCAAAAAAGCCUUUGUUGCAAGUAGAAGUGUACACUGUGUUAUUGCUUAUCAAGUAUAUGUGUACACUGUGUUAUUGCUUAUCAAGUAUAUGUGUACACUGUGUUAUUGCUUAUCAAGUAGAUGUGUACACUGUGUUAUUGCUUAUCUGAGUCCUGGUAAAAAGACCAGAGUUUAUUUUUGGGAGAAGUGCCGCUGAUAUACAGUACAUAGGGUCCUCUACAGCUGUGCUUAGAUUCUGGCAGCAGCGCCGCGCCACCCCCCUGAAAGAAGACGCUUUCAUCGGCUCAUCUGCUUGUUUUGUAUUGCUUGUUUUAGCAGGAGAAUAAUGUUUCCUAACAGGAAGACAACAGAAGAGAGCUGCAUCACCAAACUGCUUUGUGAUGAAAGUUUAGCCCUUCUCUUCUUUUUUCCAUCUUUUUGUUUUGAUGUUUGAAAGAAGAUCAUUUGUUUUCGAGAGUCCUGCCAUCAAGAAAAUGAAUUUCCAGGAGGUUGGAGCGUAGCAUACCCUAUGAAAUGCCUUGCCUUUUAUUUCAACUUGAAUUGAACUAAGUACUUUGCAGAAAUGCUUUUGGGGUGAGAGUCUUUGGCUCAGCUGUUUUUCUUUCUUCUUUCUGUCGUUGUGGUUGUUGUUGUUCUCGUGCUUUUCACUCAUUUUUUUCUCUCCAUUUGAUGUUUGCUUUCCAAAGGGAACGAUAUUGAACACCAUGCUUUAUGGUGGUUUGCCUUUAGUUUAUAUAUACUUCAACACCCACAUGUUUUCUUUUUCUGAUAAACCAUACUGGAUUACACAUGGUGAGGAUUUGGGUUCCUCAACGCGCAUGUCCAAUGUAAACUGGAUAUAAUGCAUUCAAAUCCUUUUCACUGUCUCUGAAGCCUAUUUGUCAUGUAGGAUUCAUCAGUAUUCUGUCCUGAACCAGUGCUACUGUUCAUAACAGAGCAGCAGUUUAACCAGGAAGAUAUUAAACACCCAUGCUUUUACGGUUGCUUGGUGUUACAUUGAACCCUUCGGCUGUCUAUUUAGUAUUUAUGAAUUAGCGUUAAUGAAUUGAGCAGGCCUGCCACAAUGUGUAUUAUCCACCUGUACAUGGCAAGUGGGGCUGAAAGGAUUUUGUUGAUACUUUGCGUGAAGGGAGACGUUUGGUGCGUUUGUAUUAUACAUGCUUUUUAAAGACACACCUAUCACCUUUUUCCUCAAUGCCAGGGUUUCCCCAACUCAGUCUUGGGGCCUGCCAGGGUGCACGUUUUGGUUUUUGCCCUAGCGCUACACAGCUGAUUCAAAUAAUCAAAGCUUGAUGAUGAGUUGGUUAUUUGAAUCAGCUGUGUAGUGCUGGGGGAAACCAAAGCGUGCACCCAGGGGGGGCCCAGGACCAAGUUGGGGAAACCCUGCUCUAUGCAGUCAACAUGAGUUUUAAAAGAAAUUGUAAACUGUUUUAUGAUCUUGUUUAUGAUACUCUUAAACCAUGUAAACACCAGGCAAAACAAAGAAAUGAGCCAACAUAACAUUGCUGACUGUACACAUUAAUAUUUAUAUAAAUAUCUGUACUGAUUCAUGCUAGCUUUCAAAAUAGUAUAUUUUUAUUUUCGUUAUUGAACAAAAUGACCACUUAUUAUGAGUAAUUUUGCAUUACAGUUUAAUAUAUUGUAAAUAAAUGAUGACUCAGACUGUAAUUGUAUUUUCUCUGUGGGUGUUUGUUUGACAUUUUCUGCAUUGGUGUUUCAGCCUCCAAGCUCCUAUCUGUCUUUUCAUACUUAAAUAUGCACAUUAGAAAAUAGUCUCCCACUUAACAUUUCUGGAGGGCAUACUGUGGUAUUUUUUUUAAUGAAAGGCAAAUAAAAAUAAAUUCUGUUCUCUGA
This is a messenger RNA of Oncorhynchus tshawytscha (Chinook salmon), 9671 nucleotides long. Its product is annotated as unconventional myosin-XVIIIa. The record is from RefSeq and is a predicted model, not a curated record. Gene Ontology annotation, molecular function: ATP binding; protein binding; cytoskeletal motor activity. Gene Ontology annotation, cellular component: myosin complex. The transcript is spliced from 47 exons. Bases 320 to 7297 code for a protein of 2325 amino acids. NCBI's taxonomy places the organism in Eukaryota, Metazoa, Chordata, Actinopteri, Salmoniformes, Salmonidae.